GUGUCAGGCCAGCUUUUAUAUAUCAAUUACAGCUGACACGGAUUGGUUCAAUACCACACUGAAUACAAAAACGUUAAGAGUCUUUGUCUCGUUCACAGGCAGAGAGAGGAAGUUAGAGAGAGAGCGGGAAAGCUUGGAACUUCAUCGGGGAGAGAGAGAGAGAGAGAGAGAGAGCGGCAAAGCUUGGAACUUCAUCGGAGAGAGAGAGAGAGAGAAAGAUAGCGGGGAAAGCUUGGAACUUCAUCGGAGAGAGACAGAGAGCUGCAUUGAUAUAUGCUUCGGGUUCAAUCUGUUCAAGAAAUUGUAAUAGAUUAUAGAUGAACUGGACAAGGUUUUCCACCAAGAUUUACAAAACUUGUGCAGCAGAUUCCAGAUGUGGAUCCUCAUUCUAUCAUACUAGAAAAUCCCGUCACAAUGCUACUGAUAACAUCGAAAGCAUUCAGGUCCGCUGUGGUUUUCAGUCUCAAAGAGGAAAUUUACCUGCUACUUCAUGGCCUAGGGAUGGAUCCUGUGUUGCUACCGUGGCGAAAGAUUUUCAAGAUUCUGAGCAGAGGUUGAUUGGAUCAAGAAAUGUAAUUUCAAGGUUUAAUGGAAAUUCUGUGUGGUCAAAGCAGAGCCUGGUAUCUUUGUCUCGUCAGUUUGGACACAAGGCUGGUAGUGGUGGUGAUCCUGAAUUGACUAGGGACUUCUUUGUACACCUCUGGGUUGCAGAUAGGAAAAUGGAACAGUCUAAAAGAAACGGAAGAGGAAAAGCUGUGAAGUAUAGUAAACAAACACCGUACCACUAUUCAUCCUACGGAUGGUGUCCAAGUGCACCUUUCAGUCAAGCAGCCUCUUUUGAUGAGGAUGAACCCAAUAUGAAGCAACCGCCUCCAAGCCAAUCCAUCUCGGGAUAUCUGAAGCCAGAAUCUCCAGAAGAGGCCCAGGUGAUGCCUCUUCUUGCUAGAUCAAAUCUGCUGAUUACUAGGGAGAUAGAGUGGGUAAAUCUUACUCUUGGAUUUGAGCAGGAAAAUCGGUAUGCAAUAGUGGAUGUGUGCUACCCAGAGUCACCUGUUGGUUUUAUUCGUGAGAAGAGUCAGUUUAUUGGUAGACAGUUGCUUCGCCUCAGGCGCCCUUUUGUUGCUCAUGUAACUGAUGCCAUGUGUAAUGAGCUCUUUAGGGUUCGCAGGCCUUUUUGGUGGAUAACCAGCUCAAUUUAUGUAGAGAUCAACAGUAAGGAAAUCGGUGUGGUUCACAGACGAUGGCAUCUUUGGAGGAGGGUGUAUGAUUUGUACCUAGGGAAUAAGCAGUUUGCAGUUGUAGAAAAUCCUGGCUUCUGGCAUUGGACUUUUACUUUGAAGGACAUUGACGACAAAGUUUUGGCUGAGAUAGAUCGUGAAUGGAGGGGUUUCGGCUUUGAGAUUUUCACUGAUGCGGGGCAAUAUGUGAUUCGGUUUGGGAGUUCUGAUGCCAGCUCCAUUACUGGUUCUGCUAGAUUGAUUAACGAGUUGGAAGUCAUUCGACCACUGACUCUGUUAGAGAGAGCUGUAACUGUUGCCCUUGCUGUAUCGUUGGACAACGACUAUUUCUCAAGACACGGUGGAUGGGGAUUGCCAUUUUAUGAAGUAGGAGAAUAGGUGUGGCUGGCUGUAUGCAGACGAAAUGAAAAUCCAUACGUGUUCAUUCUUAAUAUUCGAGGGCUCUCAAAGACAAGGCCUUCCCGGCUGCUUUUAGACGGGCGACGGCUGGUUUGGUAUUGCUGUGCUUUGAAAAAAAGCUGUUUCUACUGUAUUGUGAGAAUAAACUCAUUUUUGUUACUUUACGUUUUCAAUUUUUUUUUCCAC
This is a messenger RNA of Pyrus x bretschneideri (Chinese white pear), 1823 nucleotides long. RefSeq names its product altered inheritance rate of mitochondria protein 25-like. Bases 318 to 1616 code for a protein of 432 amino acids. Lineage: Eukaryota; Viridiplantae; Streptophyta; Magnoliopsida; Rosales; Rosaceae. Gene Ontology annotation, cellular component: plasma membrane. Gene Ontology annotation, biological process: plasma membrane phospholipid scrambling. Gene Ontology annotation, molecular function: phospholipid scramblase activity. The record is from RefSeq and is a predicted model, not a curated record. The transcript has 12 exons.